This is a messenger RNA of Exophiala aquamarina CBS 119918, 480 nucleotides long. RefSeq lists its product as uncharacterized. NCBI's taxonomy places the organism in Eukaryota, Fungi, Ascomycota, Eurotiomycetes, Chaetothyriales, Herpotrichiellaceae. The transcript has a single exon. Bases 1 to 480 code for a protein of 159 amino acids. The record is from RefSeq and is a predicted model, not a curated record.
AUGGAUUCUUCAUGGGAAGCAAUUGAAAAAGAGAUCGAGGGGCAUUACGCCAACCUCAAGGAUCAACCUCCACAUACCCCCGAACAAGUGGCCAAAGUCAAAGCCCUAAUUCGACUCUAUGUCCUGUGUUGGAUCCAUUGCAAAUACGACGAAGUGCGAAAGAUGGUGCACCCAGACUACAAGCAGCACAACUACACGGUCAUCAGUGGUGGGGAAUCCAUCAUCAUCUACAGCGAGCGGUUUCGCGAAUACAUCAAGGCUCAAUCCGGGAAGGAUGAGAUCAACAUAGACAUGCGUCUGAAACGCAUCUUCGUGGACGGGGACUACAUCAUCGUGCAUAGCCACGUCAUUCGAUGGGAAGGAGACAAGGGCCAGAACGUCAUGGACAUUUUCAGAUACCAGGAUGGCCAGUUCACUGAACAUUGGGAUGUCAUCACAGAUGUGCCUGAUCACUGUGAGAACACCAACGGCGUCUUCUGA